AUUCACACGUUGCGGGCACGACAUCACUCUAAUUCACAGCACAGAAUGGAAGCUGAACAAUUUCUGCCGGGUUGCGCCGAAAAAUACCGGCCGUUCGAGACGGACCCAUUGGGUGUCGCGGCCUGGCAGCAGGCAGCAACUGUACAAGAGCCUGAGGACACGUUGACAAAAUCAUUGAUCCCGAAUCAAACGCCAGAAACCAGUCAAUCGACUCGCGAUUGUUGCUCGUCUGGCACCCUCCAUCGCAGAGUAGACACCGUUAUGGAAGAGAACAAUCGCAUGCGUCAAUCAGUCACCAGGAUGGCUUUCGUUAUGACUCAGUGGAUUCAUGACAAUCAAGAGAAGAACGAACAAAUCACAUUACUCAUUGACAAACUGAAAGAAUCUGAACUGAAACGUAAGGCCUUGUGUCAAGAUUUCGAAGCCCUGAAAAUUCUGUCUGCCAUUCGCGAAUCCGAAUGGGAAGAAGAACGGGACCGGUUGGCAACGUUUCAGGGGAACCACCGGGAGAAAACGAGUAAGCAAGUCAUUUUGAAGCUACAAGAAGAGAACUGGAAAUUACGCAAAACUCACUCGAGCGCCUUUGUCUGUCGACAAUCGAUUUCCCGUUGAAUGAAUCACGUUCGAUUACAACGUCCUCGGAAAAAAAUUUGCACAACGUCGAAUCAAGAUGCCCCACCCAAGUGAUUUUUUAAUUGAAUAUCAUCAGUCCUUCGCAAAAUGAAAAAAAACAGUCUCCUGUUUUAAAAACCCCGAUAAAAAUUGAACAAGCGUUCCCCCCGUCCUCGAUGGUUUUAGAGAAAUGUCGAAAGCAGAGCAAGUGUUGUUACACAAGAACCUGAAGAGAAAAAAAAGUGUGCAAACCUUGUGCUAAUCGGUUACCGUGCAGAGCAUGGGGUACUUGUAAACAUUGGCGAUUUCUUAUUAAGGUCAUUUCAAGGGGAAAAAGCAAUAAAAUUGAAAACUAUCGGUGAAGGUGCAAUUGUCUCAUUAUAUACACACGCUUAU
Daphnia carinata is the source of this 1008-nucleotide messenger RNA. RefSeq lists its product as uncharacterized. The record is from RefSeq and is a predicted model, not a curated record. The transcript is spliced from 5 exons. The coding region runs from base 46 to 612 and encodes 188 amino acids. Lineage: Eukaryota; Metazoa; Arthropoda; Branchiopoda; Diplostraca; Daphniidae.